Aspergillus puulaauensis is the source of this 1071-nucleotide messenger RNA. Its product is annotated as putative oxidoreductase, 2OG-Fe(II) oxygenase family. Gene Ontology annotation, molecular function: dioxygenase activity. The coding region runs from base 1 to 1071 and encodes 356 amino acids. The record is from RefSeq and is a predicted model, not a curated record. The transcript has 2 exons. Lineage: Eukaryota; Fungi; Ascomycota; Eurotiomycetes; Eurotiales; Aspergillaceae.
AUGCAAAAACAAGAGGACACUUUCCCCGGGAUUCCACUUUUCCCAGAUGAUGUUCCAACCGCUCCUUUACUCCGUCUCUCCUUGAAGAACCUACUUGCCGAGGAUGAGGGUGAGAUCCAGAAACUGAGCAAAGCAUGCGAGGAAAUCGGGUUCUUUUACCUCGAUAUCAGCGAUGCAGGCGAAGCUACGAAUAUCCUAGAAGACGCAGACAAACUGUUUGAAAUAGGAGCCGAUUUGUUCGAGCUUCCCCUAGAAGAGAAGCGGAAAUAUGACUUCAGCGCUCAGAAGUCUUACUUCGGAUACAAGGCACAAGGGGUUGGGGUAGUUGACCGGCAGGGAAAUCUGGAUCGGAAUGAGUUCUAUAAUGUGUCGAAAGACGAUAUCAUGGGAAUAUCUCAACCGCUUCCAGCCCCAGAUAUCCUAAAGAGUAACCGAAAUUCCUUCGAGUCCUUUAUCAAGAGUUCCCACUCUAUUGUCACACUUAUCCUCAAACUUCUCAACACCAGCCUAGGUCUUCCAGAGUCCACUCUUGCCAAAGUCCACCGCCUCGAAGGUGUAAGUGGCGACCAAGUACGCUUCGUCAAGGCACCUCCACAGCCCGUCGAUGACCGCCGUACUGCGUUAGGUGAACAUACCGAUUUUGGAAGCGUAACCGUCCUUUUCAACCGCCUGGGAGGUCUCCAAGUUCUUCCUCCUGGUGCGGACGCAGAGUGGCAGUAUGUGCGACCCCUUCCUGGACAUGCAAUUGUCAACCUCGGAGACGCUAUGGUGAAGUUUACGAACGGGCUGCUUCGAUCGAAUAUUCAUCGUGUUGUUUCUCCUCCGGGCCAGCAAGCGGAUAGCACUCGGUAUAGCUUGGUUUAUUUCGCAAGGCCAGAGGACGACGUCCCGCUGCGGCGGUUGGAGGGAUCUUCUCGGAUCCCCGAGCUGGAAGAAGGCGUCGUGGAAGAAGCGAUCAACAGUAAAGACUGGAUUAUACGUCGUGCACUGGGUCGAAGAGUAGAUGUGCCUGAUAUCGAAUAUGACAAGUCAGUAGGCACGGAGAUGUUGAGUAGGAGGUUGAAAGUUUAG